Armigeres subalbatus is the source of this 1021-nucleotide messenger RNA. RefSeq lists its product as uncharacterized. The transcript is spliced from 5 exons. NCBI's taxonomy places the organism in Eukaryota, Metazoa, Arthropoda, Insecta, Diptera, Culicidae. The record is from RefSeq and is a predicted model, not a curated record. The coding region runs from base 134 to 1021 and encodes 295 amino acids.
UCAUAAGACCAUUUGUUGACGAAUUUUGUUGUUGAAUUUUUGAAAGAAAACUUCUAAAUUUAAUUAUAUCAGAUAUCAAUCUUAAACAUAAACUUUCAAGUUUGUUUCGUGGGAACAAGAUAUAGCUAGUACAAUGGCUGGAUGCAUGUCAAGCAAAGCUCUCGAUGUUCUGGAAGAACAUUGCUAUGCAACUUUGUCUUCGUCAUUCCAUAGAAGAAGUGAUAAUUCCAGACGUUUCAAUCACUCUGGCAGCAUUUUCGCAACAAGCUGCCUUUCAGAAGGAAAUAGUGCGCUACAGUUGAACAUGGGAAAAUCUUGGUUGAAACGAUCAACACCUCUUAAUCAGCACGAAAGAGAAAACAGCAAAACGUUCAAGUUCGCCAGCAACUUGGAAAGGAGUUAUAAUUCAGAAGGAAAACCGACACAUCUAGCGGAGACUCAGAAGAAGGCGUUAAAGCUACUUUCGACAGCACCUCCGAACUUUGAAGAUCCUCCGUUUGAAGUCUUGGAAGUUAAUAAAGACAAAACUAAUAGCAGAACUGAACCAGCCUGUGAGGCAAUUAAUCCAUUAUUGACUCCAACACUGUACUCAAUGAAUCGAUCGGCGCCUAUGGAAUCAAUUCGUUCAGGAUGGAAAACAUGUUCAAAUCGAACAAACCCUUGGCUAAAUCGUUCUACACCUCUUUGUCAUGACAAAGAAAAUUCCAGACGUUUCAAUCACUCUGGCAGCAUUUUCGCAACAAGCUGCCUUUCAGAAGGAAAUAGUGCGCUACAGUUGAACAUGAGAAAAUCUUGGUUGAAACGAUCAACACCUCUUAAUCAGCAUGAAAGAGAAAACAGCAAAACGUUCAAGUUCGCCAGCAACUUGGAAAGGAGUUAUAAUUCAGAAGGAAAACCGACACAUCUAGCGGAGACUCAGAAGAAGGCGUUAAAGCUACUUUCGACAGCACCUCCGAACUUUGAAGUGGAUGAAAGCAAACGUCGCAAGCAACCAAAAUUCAGUGGCCGUUUAACCACCUAA